GUUUAUGACAGAAGAGUUUUUAUGUAUUCUGUAGUAAUUUAAUUUGACCAAAUUAUGUAUUCUUCUUUUAACUUUUUUUUGUUUUUUCUCAAUGUUAAUCAAAUUAUCUGAUAUAAAUGAUUGACUUAUUAUUUUGAAUUUUGAUAUAAUAAGGUGGUAUAUUUUGAUAUAAUAAGGUGGUAUUUCAUGUUUUUCUUCUAGAAAUUGAUUUUUUGAAACAGUAAUUAAUAGCUUCAAUUAUGGAAUAUACUUGAAAUGUUUUACAAUAUUUCCAAUGGAGAAACAUUGCUUAUAACUCUUCUAUUUGAGUUUUUCUCAAUUGUAAUAUUCAAUAUACUACUUAUGAUUCUGAUUUCAAAUUCACACAAGCUUUCAGAAAAUGUAAUCAUUGGGAUUUAAUGUAGGUUAAUUUAUAUGCAUGUCGAGGGAGAGUAAAGAAUGAACAUAAUCUGUUGAAAUAUUACAAUUACUAAAUUAUGAUACACCAAUAAAAAGCAAUAAUGCUUUUAAGCAAAUUUGCUCGUUAUGUAUUUUUAUUGAUAAACAGUACUCAAUUCUUUAAAAUGAUUGGGGAAGGACCAACAGGCACAGCCCAAAACUGUUUCAUCCCCGAAUUUUCAGUAUUGCGCUAGAACUCGUAGAGAACGGACGUAUAGUGGAGUAGUAAUAGUGUAGUGUAGAAGUAGUGAGUCAGCAGUUUGUUCGCGAUUAAAAGUGGAACAAAAAUAUUGCAUCGAGUAUCGGUCGUCAACCGCGGUAUUUUAUGCAAGCGAAGCGACCUGCUUUUCGCGGCGGUAAUAUAGCUCCGUUCGCGUUUCCGUGUGCGUGAGUGUUGAUUACGAGUGCUGUUUGAAAUGUAUGGUAGCGAAAUCGCACUAUGUCCGACUUAGUGAAGCCACCAAGUUUUCCUGCAUCAGAGCAAGAAGAAAAGGAAGCCACUAACGAGAGCAUGGACACCAACAACAUGGCAAAUACACCAGAAAUCCAGUGUUCACCGGAUCAAUACAUCAAAGCAAAUAAACUCAAAUCUUCAGCUGAGCAGGUACUUUUCAUCGCCUGGAAGGAAUCUGAUGAGAAGAGGAAGGAGCUAGAGAGAAGCAACGCCGAACUCUUGCAAAAAAUGCAGGAUUUGGAAAAAAGAUUUCUCAAUAUUGAGAAAAAGAUCCAUAGCCCACAGCCUA
Messenger RNA from Nilaparvata lugens (brown planthopper), 1181 nucleotides. RefSeq lists its product as uncharacterized. The record is from RefSeq and is a predicted model, not a curated record. Lineage: Eukaryota; Metazoa; Arthropoda; Insecta; Hemiptera; Delphacidae.